AUGAAAUCAAAUUUCAGUUUUGACCGUGACGGAACGUCAAAUUCAGAACUUGUAACUCAAGUCGAGGCUGCAAAUGUAUCGCCAAAAGCUGGAAUCGAAGAGAAUUCUCAAGACCUGAGCGAUCCUAAGACGAUACGGACACCUCUAACAACUCUCCCAACGAGACUUCAAUUCCUCGUUUUGAGAUCUAUUUGGCGAAACCUGGAGACCGUUAAUAAACCUCCGAAGGGCGGCAAUACUACGGAAGAAAAAGAUCCUAACAGAGCUCUAGGUAUUCAAGCCUCCAAGAUCCUCACAACUCUCCCAACGAGAUUUCAACUCCUCGUUUUGGUAUUUAUUUUGCGAAACCUGGGAGAGGAAUUGAAUAAAGCAAAGAAUCUGAUCAAGCAGUCUUCGGUUAGUGAGAUGAUCGCGAAGAUUUGGAAAGCGGAUAAGAAAGAGAAGAAGGUUUCGGCUCAGAAGAUAAACGCGAUUUUGGCAUUGGACAUAUUGAGUCGUUUUAAAGGCGAUAACUGGAAGGAAUUCUUGGAGGAGUUGCACCGUGGAGGUGUGAAUCCCCAUGCUCUAGCUGGGUAUUUGAAAGAGAGGUGGAAUAUUCGUAAGAAGGAGGUUGAGAACCGCAUGUCACCGGAAAGCGCUGCGGCAGUGGGUGGUGUGAGAGAUUGA
Hyaloscypha bicolor E is the source of this 666-nucleotide messenger RNA. RefSeq lists its product as uncharacterized. The transcript is spliced from 4 exons. The coding region runs from base 1 to 666 and encodes 221 amino acids. The record is from RefSeq and is a predicted model, not a curated record. Lineage: Eukaryota; Fungi; Ascomycota; Leotiomycetes; Helotiales; Hyaloscyphaceae.